Molecule: messenger RNA, 449 nt
Organism: Paramecium primaurelia
Lineage: Eukaryota; Ciliophora; Oligohymenophorea; Peniculida; Parameciidae
Source: the annotation of a GenBank genome assembly
UAGAAUUUAAAGGAGCUAAUUGAUAAACAAUUAAUUAAUGGAAUUACUUUCGGAAGGGACAUAAAUUUGAUGCGGCAUCUACAGUUCGACUAGAUAAAAUGAGGAAAGGGCAAGAUUUAUGUGACAAUUAUUGGGAGUAUUAGAUAUAUCUGAAAAAUAAUCUGAGAAAAUAAAAUGUGAUCUAAGAAGGCUUAUACAAAGAUGGAAAAAAAUUGGUACAUUAAAUUUUAUUUAGAAUUAUUACUAUAUGAAAAAGAAAACAAAAAUUAGUGAUAUGAUGAUAAUUAAGGAAAGGAUAGGAAAAAUGGAUCUUGGGUUGAAUUGGUUGAUGGAAUCUGUAAGAAAGAAUGAGAUUUGAUUAAGUUAGGGAAGUCGAUUGAAUCGAAAUAUGGUAUUCAUAAUGAUUCGUAGGUCACAUUUUGGUGAAUAAUAAAAUAGUAAAAGGAGGU